AUGGAUACAGAGCAUAGAGAAGAAGUAGACGCUUUAACUAAUGAAUGGUCUAAGGAACGAAAACAAAAUACAAAUUUAGAGACUGCUGAAUGUAAAAAUGAAAAGGCACUUGAAAAAAUCAUUCAAGAUGUUGAAACUACUUCACAACGAGAAGAAGUUUUACAACGCCAAGUAACUAAACUUACUAAAGAACUUGGUGAAUUAAAAAAAAAUUACAGAAAUGAAGUUUAUAAUAAACCUAGAACCAAUGAUAUGGAUGAUGAUAAUAACAAAGGUGGAUGUGAAAUGGAAUACUUAAGAAAUGUUUUAUACGAAUAUAUGAUGGGAACGCAACCUAUGGUUUUGACAAAAGUGUUAGCUGCCAUAGUAAAAUUUGAUUCCAAUCAGUUGAACACUGUACUCCAAAAAGAAGAACAGAAAGUUUCUUUAACAAAAACUUUAGGCAUGUGA
This is a messenger RNA of Cinara cedri, 450 nucleotides long. NCBI's taxonomy places the organism in Eukaryota, Metazoa, Arthropoda, Insecta, Hemiptera, Aphididae. The record is from the annotation of a GenBank genome assembly.